This is a messenger RNA of Choloepus didactylus (southern two-toed sloth), 4789 nucleotides long. It is a transcript of the gene CIITA, whose product is annotated as class II major histocompatibility complex transactivator. The record is from RefSeq and is a predicted model, not a curated record. Gene Ontology annotation, biological process: inflammatory response; positive regulation of MHC class II biosynthetic process; positive regulation of MHC class I biosynthetic process. The coding region runs from base 786 to 4118 and encodes 1110 amino acids. NCBI's taxonomy places the organism in Eukaryota, Metazoa, Chordata, Mammalia, Pilosa, Megalonychidae. The transcript has 20 exons. Gene Ontology annotation, molecular function: ATP binding; protein binding.
UCUCUGUGCAGGUUUUGCCUUUAAGCAAACGCUGAGGGGUGCCCCCCGCGGGGUGGGACCUCUGCCAGACCCUUAUGUCACAUGCUGCUUAGUCUGAACCCAGAGAGUGACGACAAGUUUGCCAGCUCUGCUGGAUAUAGCCCGGUGUUGCUCGAGAGUGUUUAAGGGGGAGAGGUCAGAGAGAGGCAGGUCAGAGGUCACCUUGACCCACCCCCUCAAUUGCAGAUGAAGCAAUCCCCUCAAGGACUCAGGCCCUGGGCAGAGCAGAGGUCCUGGAUCUUUGGAGAAGGCAGGGUGUGCUAUCGCAGCCAGGGUGUGUGAUGAUGCAAGCGGGAGUUCCCAGCGCUGGGUUGCCUCCUGCCACGGCAGGUUCACUGCCUUCCCACCAGUUGUGCUGAGCUCGAGGGCCACCCAGAGGUGGGAGGGAGCUCCCGGGCAAGCCAGGGCUAGCAGCCGGGUGUCGUUGCCAGGGACUGGCUGGACGCGGGACCUCUGGCAGCGCCUGGAGGAGUUGGAGCAGGGACUGGGACGCUUUCUGAGAAACCAUGUGGUGGGCACAGCCCGGGGAGGGCGUGGGUGCCUGCUUACUCCACUCCCCAGCUUGUUCCCAACCCCGCGGUGCAGAGUGAAAGUGAAACGGAAAAGGGGCAGCUGCAGAGGUGGAGGUGGGGUGACCAGGCUACCCGCCCGCCUCAGGCUCGCAGCCGCCCCAGAGCUGAUCCCAGAGCGGCCACCCGCAGCGCGCGCGGAGCCCGGGGAACGGCGACAGUGGGCAGUGUCCCACCAUGGAGUUGGGGCCUCUGGAGGGCAGUUACCUGGAGCUUCUCAACAGCAAUGCUGACCCCUUGCAACUCUAUCACUUCUAUGACCAGAUGGAUCUGGCUGGAGAAGAAGAGAUCGAGCUCUACUCAGAACCUGACACGGACACCAUCAACUGUGACCAGUUCAGUAAACUGUUGUGUGAGAUGGAAGGUGAUGAAGAGACCAGAGAGGCUUAUGCCAAUAUCGCGGAACUGGACCAUUACGUGUUCCAGGACUCCCAGCUGGAGGGCCUGAGCAAAGACAUUUUCAUCGAGCACAUUGGACCAGAAGAAGUGGUCGGUGAGAGUUUGGAGGCACUGACAGAAGCAGGGCGGAAAAGUCAGAAAAGACCCUUCCCAGAGGAGCUGCCCACAGACUUGAAGCACAGGAAGCUAGCCGAGCCCCCACUUGUAGCCAUGGUGGCCAGCAGCUUCCUGGUGGGAUCAGGGAGUGACGCCUCAGCCCUGCCUUGCCUGCCGUUAUCGCCUCUUCUGUUCAACGAGAAGCUGCCACCAAGCCAGACCCGGCUGGAGGAGACUGUCCUGAGGCCCGUGCCCCCCUCCGAUUCCUUGGUUGGCUGCCUGAAUCUCCCUGCGGGACCCAUCCGGAUCAUUCCCACCCUCCCCGCACUGCCCCAGGGACUCUGGCAAAUCUCAGGGGCUGGGACCGGGGUCUCCAGUAUACUCAUCUACCACGGUGAGAUUCCCCCGGCCAGCCAAGUGCCCCCUUCCAGUGGCCCAGCUGUCCACAGCCUCCCGAGGUCCCCAGACCGGCCCGGCUCCACCAGCCCCUUCGCUCCGUCGGCAGCCGACCUGCCCAGCCUGCCGGAGCCUGCCCUGACCUCCCGUGCAGCCACAGCGGAGGAGGAAACUUCUCCUACCCAAUGCCCAGAGGCUCGCGAGGUCUCCAGCAAGGUUCCAAAGUGGCCUGAGGGGGUGGAGCGCUUCUGCAGCGCCCUCCGGGACAAGUACCUGGCCGAGCCCGCAGGCCUGGAUGGCUUCCUGGUGGAGGCGGAACUGGCGUGGGCACGACUGGAGAGGAGCGGCGGCAAGGGCCAGGAGAGGGAGCUGGCCACGCAGGACUGGGCGGAGCGGCAGCAGGUCCGCGGGGGCCUGGCGGAGGUGCUGCUGGCCGCCGGUGACCGGCGGCGGCGGCGCGAGACGCAGGUGAUCGCCGUGCUGGGCAAAGCGGGGCUGGGCAAGAGCUGCUGGGCCCGGGCCGUGAGCUGGGCCUGGGCCUGUGGGCAGCUGCCACAAUACGACUUCGUCUUCUACUUCCCCUGCCACUCCUUGGACCGUCUGGGGGACACCUGUCGUUUGCAAGAUCUGCUCUUCUCCCUGGGCCCACAGCCGCUGCCGGCCGACGACGAGGUCUUUGGCCACGUGGUGAGGCGGCCUGAGCGCCUUCUGCUCAUCCUGGAUGGCUUUGAGGAACUCGAGGCCCACGAGGGCCUCCUGCACAGUGGGUGCGGACCUGCGCCCACGGAACCCCACUCCCCCAGGGGGCUCCUGGCCGGCCUCUUCCAGAGGAAGCUACUCCGUGGCUGCACCCUGCUCCUCACGGCCCGGCCCCGGGGCCGCCUGGCUCAGAGCCUGGCCAAGGCUGACGUCCUGCUCGAGGUGGCUGGCUUCUCCGCUGAGCAGGCCGAGACCUAUGUGACCCGCUACUUUGGGCUUUCGGGGGCCACCGAGCAGGAAGAGAGAGCUGUGAAGCUGCUCCGAGGCCAGCCGUUUCUGCUCAGUCACAGCCACAGCCCCACUUUGUGCCGGGCCGUGUGCCAGCUCUGUGAGGCUCUCCUGGAGUCGGGGGAGGAGGCCGAGCUGCCCUCCACCCUCACGGGACUCUAUGUCGGCCUCCUAGGCCCGGCAGCCCGCGAUGGACCCCCCGGCGCCCUGAUGGGGCUGGCUAAGCUGGCCUGGGAGCUGGGCCGGAGGCACAAGAGCACCCUGCAGGAGGUCCAGCUCCCGUCGGCUGAGCUGGAGGCCUGGGCUGUGGCCAGGGGCCUGCUGAAGGCCUCCCUGGGGGCCCCCGUGGCGGAGCUGGCCUUCUCCAGCUUCCACCUGCAGUGCUUCCUGGGAGCUGUAUGGCUGGCUCUGAGCAGUGAAGUCAAGGACAAGGAGCUGCCGCAGUAUUUGGCCCUGACCCCGCGGAAGAAGAGGCCUUACGAUAACUGGCUGGAGGCCGUGCCCCGCUUUCUCGCCGGCCUGCUCUUCCAGCCUCGUGCCCGCUGCCUGGAGGUUCUGACCGGGCCGGUGGCGGCCACCUCGGUGGACAGGAAGCAGAAGGCGCUCACGCGCUACCUGAGGCGGCUGCAGCCCGGGACGCUGUGGGCAGGGCGGCUGCUGGAGCUGCUGCACUGUGCCCACGAGGCGGAGGACGCUGGGCUUUGGCAGCACGUGGUGCAGGGGCUCCCCGCCCGCCUCUCCUUCCGGGGAACCCGGCUCAUGCCGCCCGACGCCCAUGUGCUGGGCAGGGCCCUGGAAGCAGCAGGCCGUGACUUCUCCCUGGACCUCCGCAGUACAGGCAUCGACCCCCCUGGACUGGGGAGCCUCGUGGGGCUCAGUUGCGUCACUCAUUUCAGGGCUGCCCUGAGCGACACAGUGGGGCUGUGGGAGUCCCUGCAGCAGUGUGGGGAGGCCGAGCUACUCCGGGCGGCGGAGGAGAAGUUCAUCAUUGAGCCUUUCAAGGCCGAAUCUGUGAAGGAUGUGGCAGACCUGGCUAAUCUUGUGCAGAUCCAGAGGACUAGAAGCUCCUCAGAAGACCCAGCUGGGGUGCUCCCUGCUGUCCGAGCCCUUAAGAAGCUGGAGUUCGCGCUGGGCCCCGUCUCCGGUCCCCAGGCUUUCCCCAAGCUGGUGGCGAUCCUCACGGCUUUUUCCUCCCUACAGCACUUGGACCUGGACUCACUGAGCGAGAACAAGAUUGGGGACGAGGGUGUCGCCCAGCUCUCGGCCACCUUCCCUCAGCUGAAGGCCCUGGAGACACUCAACCUGUCCCAGAACAGCAUCACAGACGUGGGCGCCUGCAAGCUCGCUGAGGCCCUGCCAUCCCUGGCCGUGUCCCUCCUCAGGCUGAGCUUGUACAAUAACUGCAUCUGUGACGCGGGCGCCGAGAACCUGGCCCACGUGCUUCCCGACAUGGUGUCCCUCCGCGUGCUGGAUGUCCAGUACAACAAGUUCACGGCCGCUGGGGCCCAGCAGCUCGCCGCCAGCCUGAAGAAGUGUCCUCACGUGGAGACGCUGGCGAUGUGGACGCCCACCAUCCCCUUUGGUGUCCAGGAACACCUGCAGCAGCUGGACUCACGCAUCAGCUUGCGAUGAUGUUGGCUGUGCCCAGAUCAAGCACAUUAUGCAAGGACAUCGACCACUCCGGGCCUUGAACCGGCUAUUUGUGGACACAGCUCUUCUCCGGCUGUAUCCCAUGAGCCUCAGUGUUCUGGAACCCAGCCCUUGUCAGCUCCGGAUGCGCCCCGGCCCAGCUGCGGAGUGGACCUACGUGUUGCUCUGCUGACAGGCCCAGGCCCAGCUCCAAGACUCCUUUGGGGCCCAAGCUGGGGCCAGCUCAGCUGCAGCGGUCGCCUGUUUAGCUGCUCCAUGCCGUGGUGGGCAUGGGGGUGGACACCCAGUGGCAGCUGCCAUCCGCCCAGGACAGUCCGGACAGCUGUGCCAAGACAGAGCCAGUGCCAGCUGGGGAGAAAGCACUUCACCAACCAGAUGGGGAGUCCCCGGCCUGCUGAUUCUCUGUACCCCAACAGGCUGGGAAUCUGUGGCAGCUGUUUUCUGUCUGUGGGACAUGACUGUUUUGCACUAACUUUGUUGGGCAGAGGCCAAAGCUAGGCCUGGCCAGACACACUUGACCUUAGCGGGAAAACAGCGAAUGGCACACUAAUGGGGGAGAGGUGUGGGGACACAGACUGGAGCCCCAUCUACCUUUUGCCUUCGUUUCCCUUGUCUUUUUUCACUACAUUAUAAAUAUCUCAUGUACUCUCACA